This is a messenger RNA of Phytophthora nicotianae INRA-310, 1911 nucleotides long. Its product is annotated as CAMKK protein kinase. The record is from RefSeq and is a predicted model, not a curated record. Gene Ontology annotation, molecular function: protein serine/threonine kinase activity; ATP binding. Gene Ontology annotation, cellular component: cytoplasm. Bases 1 to 1911 code for a protein of 636 amino acids. Gene Ontology annotation, biological process: intracellular signal transduction; protein phosphorylation. The transcript has a single exon. NCBI's taxonomy places the organism in Eukaryota, Oomycota, Peronosporomycetes, Peronosporales, Peronosporaceae.
AUGGGUGUUCAAGAUCAUGACGUUGGAUGCUUUGGGUUUUCGGGUAGCUCCAGCCACUUGAUGCACCAAGGACUGCUCCAGUAUCAAGCCAAAGACGGCAAUUGGAAAGAGCGAUGGUUUAUCCUGGAUGCAGUCAAGUCGGCACUGGUCAAGUGUAACUCAACUAACCAUCUGCCAGCGGAAUCGUACGGUAGUGUACUCGGUGGAGACGUACUGAUCGCAGAGGCAAAGCCACUUUCGGAGACGAACAGCGACAGUGGAGGUGAGAGCACUCCUUUCGGCUUUGAAGUUGCCACUCCAGCUGGUGCGAAGAUUAUCUUCCGUACCAAGUCGCUGAAAGAGCAGAACUCGUGGCUGACAGUUUUAAACAAAAUCGCAAGUGGGUUCGCAUUGGGUGUAGCUGACCGACUGGCAGACCGUGAGUUGCUCGCUGGAAAAUACUCGUUGGUUCGUGAGCUAGGUCGAGGAGCCUCGGGUAUCGUAUCCCUCUACACGUGGCAAGGCAAGCCGUUCGCCAUCAAGAAAUUCGUUCCUCAGAAGAGCAAAGGGGUUCCAAAUCGUCGAGCUGCACCCGUAGCUACGGGAACACGUCCAUCCACUCAGGCAAGUCAGCCAAAUGCGAUUCCUGACGAUGUUCGUCGAGAAGUAGCGCUGUUAAAGAAGGCCAGCAAUCUCCCGUUUAUUAUUCGCCUGCAUGAUGUUAUCCUGGACAUGGAGAAUAAGGAAUACUAUCUGGUGAUGGAGUAUAUGGGCGGUGGUGCUAUUGCCGAGUGGGACGGCUCUCGUAAAUGUUACGUCAGCUCAAGAGCCAAAAGCGCUGCUAGCGGGACUGCGUGUCUGCUGGGUGAAGGCACAGUACGCACGUACGUGACGAACCUUGUGCUAGCAAUUCAAGGUCUCCACUUGAACAACCUCGCCCAUCGUGAUAUCAAACCUGAGAAUCUGAUGGCGAACGAGGAGCACACACUCUGCAAACUUGGAGAUCUAGGUGUUGCUCAUUACUUUAAAGAGGAGAACGGUGAACUCCAUGAAGAAGAUGUCGAUGCAAUCGAGCUGUGGGAUAUCAAUCAAGGCUCAACGAGUACAGCUGGAAGUAAGAAGCACCUUCGAGGUAUGAUCAAGUCGACAAAAGGCACGUACCAGUUCUUGCCUCCCGAAUCGCUUAAUGGAGAUGCCUACUGCGCGUUCAAAGCAGAUAUUUGGGCCAUUGGUGUGACGAUGUAUGCACUACUGUUCGGAUCACUCCCGUACUACUCAAGCGAUGUGAGUGAACUGUUCGACAAGAUUGAGAACGAUCCUCUGGAGUUCCCCACUUCCUGUGAAGACAACGAUGCAAAGGACUUACUAAAAUGGAUUCUGACGAAAGAUCCUGAGAAGCGCAUCACUCUGGAAGGCAUCUUGCAACACCGCUGGACACACCGCAAUAUCGAUUCCAAGAGUCUACGCAAACAGGUGAACGCUCUGAAGCAAGCCCCCAUACUCUCAAUUGAAGAUCACGAGUUGGGAGGCGCCGUGUCUGUACACCAGACUCGAUUCCUGAAGAUGGCAGCAGCAAUUCGUCAUGAUACUUUGAACGAUCUGGUUACAGACGCGGAUACGUCUCCUCAAGACGGGGACUACAAGCCCAAUCCGAUCGAUACGAAGGACACGGAGCUCCCUCAAUGGUUUCAACCACAUCGGGAGCUUGUUGCAGCGCAGAUGCACUACGAUUGGUGUCGUGGUAAGUCGUUGGCUGGCUGGAAGCACGGCGACGUCCGAGAUGACGCACACUUGGUACAUCCGUUGAUGCUGCCGAUGCGAGCACUAGACGACACUGCACGAGCUCGGAACUUUGCCUCCGUCGACGAGGUCAUUAAGUGCGUGGUUGCGCUUGGCGUUCAGGUUAGUUACCACCGCCCAUCGGCCGAGUAG